This is a messenger RNA of Paramisgurnus dabryanus, 1020 nucleotides long. The record is from RefSeq and is a predicted model, not a curated record. Lineage: Eukaryota; Metazoa; Chordata; Actinopteri; Cypriniformes; Cobitidae.
AUGGCGAAAGAAGUUCUGCUAAAUGGCCCUUCAGAUGUUCUGAUGCAGGUAAUUAAUACAAAACACAAGACACAAGGGAAACAAAACAUAAAAACAACAGGGAAAACCUCAGGCAGAACCAGGAACCAAAACCGGGAAGAACCAGGAACCAAAACCGGGAAGAACCAGGAACCAAAACCGGGAAGAACCAGGAACCAAAACCGGGAAGAACCAGGAACCAAAACCGGGAAGAACCAGGAACCAAAACCGGGAAGAACCAGGAACCAAAACCGGGAAGAACCAGGAACCAAAACCGGGAAGAACCAGGAACCAGGCAGACUACAGAGUCAUGGUGAACACAACUACACAUUAAUCCUUAAAACCAAAAACUGGACUGAGGCUCAGGAGUACUGCAGAGAGAAUCACACUGAUUUAGUCACUAUUAGAAAUGAAUUUGAGAAUGAACAGGUGUAUAACGCAGGAAUAAUAAGUAAAAAUCCCUUCUGGAUUGGCCUCACGUAUAAUCAAUUAAUACAACUAUCAUGGUUUGAUGGAGGACAGACUGGCUACAGUAACUUUACAACCUCCACAAUCAGGGAAGACACAAUGUUUACUUAUCUUAAUGUUAAUGGGUCCUGGACCCACAGUAACACAUCUGAGAAUGCAUCUGCUCUGUGCUAUGAAAGCUUUGUUCAUGUGAGUAAAGCUAAAAUGUCCUGGGAGGAAGCUCUUGAUUACUGCAAAGAUUCUGGGUUACUGCGCAUCGAAUCAGAGAAGGAUCAGAAUGACACAGAGCGAGAAUUACAAAGACAGAAGAUUUCUGGUCCAGUGUGGAUCGGGCUUAGACAGAGUCGACUUUUUGGUUUCUGGAUUUGGGUCAACGGGCUUAAUAUGGGAAAGUGGACCAACUGGAAAGGAGACCAUCAACCAGAACAUCAGACAUCUCAAUACUGUGGUGCCAUGGAGAAGGUGAAUAAUAAAUUCAAGUGGUCUGAUAAAGACUGCAGCUCCACAUUUAGAGUUUUAUGUGAGAGGAGGUAA